AAAUAUGUUGCGAAAUUUUGCAUACGCAGAUGAUUUCUAUUAUCGUGUUUGUUCAUUAAAUAACUAGUAUUUGUUAUAUUUGCGAAGUAAUCGCUUUAUUUAUUACUAAAAUCGCUGAGUAAAACACAGAUUGUGCUUAGUGUGAUGAGUGGGCUAAGAAGCGACGCAUGUGUUCAAAACAUAUUACGUGCAUUUAGGUGUAUUAAUAGAUUUGUGCAUGACACGUGUGAAAUGAAGAGAUAAAAAUUUAUGGAAGUGUUUUCUACAAGUGUUUGUAGUGUUAAAAGUAUGAAAAUAAAGUGAUUUAUUAAAAUAAAAUAUUGUAGUGAAUUUUGUAUCUUAGGGAAAUGGCGAAAGUUUUAUCAAAUAAAGUGAAUAAGACCGUCACUUUUGAUUUAUGACGUUACUUUGACUGUUACUUGGGAUGAAGAAACUGACCCUCAACCGAGCAAAGGCGAUGGAGACGCAAUGAAGGUUUUAGAAGACGCCCUGACGCUGUGUAAAUUUGGAAAAUUCCAUUUGUUGCUGCUCGCUGCUACUCUAUGCUCCAUCUUUGCUGCCAUGCUGGUGACCACGACGUCAUCGUAUAUCCUUCCAGUGGCUGAAUGUGACCUGAAAAUGACCAUAAUGUUCAAGGGAUUGUUAAAUGCGAUACCGUUUUUAGGACAAAUAGGUGCCAGCCUCUUUACAGGGUUCCUAGUGGAUACGUUUGGUAGGAAAAUAUUUUUGAUAGGCGGAAACGUUGGGAUAUUUAUUGGCACUUUAAUAGAAGGGUCGAGCCAAACUUAUUGGAUGAUGUUGUUUAUAAAACUCAUUGAAGGUAUUUCAUUAAGUUUGAGUUUUAGCGCUAUAUCGUCAAUGCUCUCUGAGUUCACACCGUUUCAUGUAAGAGAUAGAGUACUGCUGGCUUACUCGGGUUUUGCCUCUACUUCUCUGAUCAUAGCAGCAUUGCUAGCAUGGGUAUCUCUACCCCUUCCUAUACAUGUGGUUGUAUGGGAGGGAUACUUUGAAUUGCACGCGUGGAACAUUUACCUCUACAUAUGUUCAAUAUGGAGUUUACUGGCGUUCAUUCUGUAUUACUAUUUACCGGAGAGCCCGAAGUUCCUCCUGUCGCAUGGCCAGGAGAAGGAAGCCUUGGAAGUACUCAAAACCAUAUACAGUAUGAAUACUGGGAACGAUCGAGAUUCAUUUCCUAUCCUAUCAUUCAACACGUCUGGAACUAUUAAGCCGACUGACGUCAUAAGCCUCAAGAAACAACUGGUUAACGCCCUGAUCGAAGUGAAAGAACUCUUUAGGAGACCCCUAAUUUAUAAACUUCUACUGUUUUCAUUCAUUACUUUUGCAGGACUUAUUGUAUUCACAUCUCUAAGACUAUGGUACCCGCAGAUAUCCACCAUAAUCGAGAACUACAGCAAAAGCAACGGAGAGUCAGCGCCAUUUUGUGUAAUGAUUACUGAUUAUAUGGAAGGACUGAAGGAAGUACAGUCUAGAGCAAUGAGGAAUAUGACUGAACCGGGCAUCUGUAUACCGAAACUGAGCGGCAGUGAAACAUACAUGAACGGAAUAAUAUUGGGGUGCAUCUCGCUGGUAUUCGUGGUGAUAAGCGCGUGCCUCGUCAACAGUGUGGGACAGAAAACACUAAUGUUUAUAAUCCUGAUACUGUGCUCUAUAUGUUCUGGCUCCUUGUAUUGGACCAAACAGUCCAUAGUGAUCGCUGUCCUCAUGUCAGCGACUUGUGGACUGUUGCAGACAGCGCUGAGUUUACAGCAAAACCUCUUUGUUAGAGUGUUUCCUACGACGUUACGAGCAUUGGCUGUUUCAAUAAUUAUAAUGGUCGGUCGGAUCGGAUCUCUGAGUGGAAAUAUCAUAUUCCCUAUAUUGCUGAGCAUGGGAUGUAUGGCUCCAUUCAUUGCUACGUCUCUUGUUGCGCUUGGCUUGGCGGGGCUUGUUUACUUUCUGCCGAAUGUAAACGAGGAGAACAAAGCGACUGGUGACCAGUGAACAUAAUAUUAGUACGAGUACGAAUUGAUUCUUACAAUAAAAUUCCUCCCAGUUUUAUAUGAAUACAUUACGUCAUAAGAGCCAUACGUCAUAGCUUAAUAAAACCACUUAGCAUUUAGGAUUCUUUGUGUAGACGUCUGUACAUACUCCCACUACAGUUCGUUUCAUGUAGAAUGGUGCGGGUGACAGUUUCACUCUUGGAAGUUUGCCGCGAUUCACGAUAAUAGACCGGAUAACUUCAUACUGACGACUGUUACCGUACCCAUGCUAUCUGAAUAACACUUUACAUCACUGUAGCGUCAUGCCAUUGAGGCAAAUCAGGUGCUGUUUGGCUCUAUUAAUCUAUGACCUAAAUAUUUAAUCAAACACAAAUUAUUAAUUUCAUAAAAUAUUUUUUACAUAGCAGUACCUGUAAAGUGUUUGGAAUCAUUCCAACUAGACGUAUAUAAUACAGAAUAAUUAAAAUAUAUAUAUAGUAUAAUUUUAAUGUAUCAACUAUAAAACUAUGGGAGGUUGUAUUUGUUAACAUAUUAUCAAAAUUAUUGUUACUGUGAUAAAGGACUUCAUCGAUUUAAUAGUAAAUAAGUAAAUUCAUUGAUCAAAUUCCAUAUAAGACGAAUUCAAACUUAUAAGACUCAUUGCAUCAUCAUCAUCAUCAUGUCAGCCGAUGGACGUCCACUGCAGGACAUAGGCCUUUUGUAGGGACUUCCAAACAUCACGAUACUGAGCCACCUGCAUCCAGCGAAUCCCUGCGACUCGCUUGAGACUCAUUUAAUAAGUAGUUAAAUUCGAUACCGGAUGGCUUGUUUAUGAUAAGACUGUUUAAUCAAUUUGGUUCACGCUUCAUACAACCCAUAAUUGAGAGCCCCGGUUUUAUUUAAGGGUUCAAAAAAAUACUCGGUCAUCUCCCUAGACGAGUUCAAAAUCAAUCAGACUAAAGCCGGAUUUAUACUUGCCUGACGUGUCGUGUCGUCACGACUCAGAACAGAAUCGGUAUCAUACAUUUUGUAUGGCAACGUUUACACUUAUGUGUUGUGACAUGUCGUGAUGGCUUCUGAUGUGCCGCAUACAAAAUGUAUAAUACCGAUUCUGUUCUGAUACGUCGCGACACGACACGUCAGAGAUAUGUAAAUCCGGCUUAAUUGACGUCAUGACGUGCAUUGAGCCAAUUUUUAAAACAAAGCUAGGUAUCUGAAUAACAUUAAAAUAGUUAGAUACCUACUACAGGUAUACUUCGCGCCACGAAAAAAGUCCCGUAGAUGCGGCGCUAAUGUUUUAAUGUCGCUCAUUGUCAUUGGGUAAUGGCGGUCUAUAAUAGUCAUUUGUGUAAAGCGCUGCCUCAAUUUUAGUUUUCUGGAUAUCUUUAAGCAGAAAGCGCAUCUUUCGUAUUUUUUUUUUCAAAAUUUUUGAUUCAGUAGUUUCGGAGAAAAAGGGGGGGGGGGGGGCGCUGUCAAUUUUAGUUCAGGUUUUAGCCGCGGGACUUUUCUUGUGGCACGGAGUCUAGUCUAUAAUUAGCGAUACAAACCCAAAAAUACUUUAUAUUUGACGGUAUUUACAUUUUUAUUAUGUUAAUGAAAUUCAGUACAAAAAGAAAAUUAUGUUUUGUAAAUAAAAAAAACUAUUCUAGAUUGAUAAGGGACAAAAAUAAUAAAAUCCUGGACUUUU
Molecule: messenger RNA, 3666 nt
Organism: Bicyclus anynana (squinting bush brown)
Lineage: Eukaryota; Metazoa; Arthropoda; Insecta; Lepidoptera; Nymphalidae
Product: synaptic vesicle glycoprotein 2B
Exons: 11
Coding region: 469-2001 (510 amino acids)
Biological process (GO): transmembrane transport
Cellular component (GO): membrane
Molecular function (GO): transmembrane transporter activity
Source: RefSeq, a predicted model, not a curated record